CGUGAAUUGGCUCUCCUACUUAGACCCGUGCAAACGGGGUAUUCGUGUCCUCGCGGAAAAUAAACAACACUCAGAGUGCAUGUGUGUGCGCGUGUGUAUGUGUGUGUGGAGGGCAAAAAAAGCGAGACAGUAGUAUGCACGCCUUGGUGAACGCCUUCAUGCGCUGCCUGGCCUUCCUCCUGCCUCCCUCUCGGCUUUGUGUCGGCUCCUGCCUGUGGGCUGGGAAUGAGUGCGAAGACACGCUGCUGCCGCGGCCCAAUCCGAGAGCUCGUCUCAAAAGCAGAAAGCCUCUUACAUUUGAGGAAGUAGCAGCAGUGGCAGCAGCAGCGGCGGUGGUGGAGGAGGAGGAGGAGGAGGAAGAAGAGGAAGAGGCACAGCGCGGAGGCUCCAGCCCGUCCGUCUCGCCAGGUCCAGGCUGCGUCUCGCCGGCUGCCACAAGCCCCGCUGUUCCUCAGGGCCCUCCACCGGGUCGGAUCUGGAUCGGGGGUCUCUGGCGAGCCGUGGAGCGCGUCUUCGGAACCCCCUGGGUGCUUCUCCGCCAUUACUGGUGCCCGGAGAAGAAUCGUCGACCGGCUUUACGCACCGCGCAUCCUGCCUGCGCCUUCGACUCGAGCCCAAGAAGAAGCGUCCAGGCAGGCGCUGCUGCUGCUGCCGCUGCCCCUACCGCCGAGGGAGGAGAGCAGGGAGCGGGCGGGAGCAGCCCGGCUCACUCGGGGACCAUGAGCGGGUCUGUGGACGUCCCCGGUGCGAACCCGGCGGCGUGCGCCUGGGAUGCGUCAGAGGAGCGCGGCUUCGAUGAGGUAAUCACCGUGGAUCAGCACAUGCAGGAGAUGGGGACGGUGACGAUCACGGUGGCCAUUCAGGCGGCGGAGGACGAGGAGCCCGAGGUGUCGUCCAGCAUCCUCGACUUCCUCGGGGGAAGCUGCAGCGAGGACGAAAUCGGAAGAAAUGACAAGUCCAGCGGGGCUGGUACCAGUGGAGGGGAGCUGGAGGAGGACAGCUGGCAGCCCCCAGAUCCAGAGCUCAUCCAGAAGCUGGUCACUCAGAUUGAGUACUACCUGUCCGACGAGAACCUGGAGCACGAUGCCUUCCUGCUCAAACACGUCCGACGUAACAAACUGGGAUUUGUCAGCGUCAAGUUGCUCACAUCAUUCAAAAAGGUGAAACACUUGACUCGUGACUGGAGAACAACUGCUUAUGCUCUGAGACACUCAAAGAUACUUGAGCUGAAUGAGGAGGGCCGUAAGGUGCGGCGUCAGUCCGCAGUGCCGGUCUUUGCCAGCGAGUCGCUCCCUAGCCGCAUGCUGCUGUUAAGUGAUUUGCAGCAGUGGCCAGAGCUGGCUACUCUCACGAAGGAUAACGGAGGGAACGAGGGAGGAGCGACCCAGCAGGAGCAGCUGAUGAAGCUGUUGCUGAAGGCUUUUGGGACAUACGGCGCCAUUGCUUCUGUCAGAGUCCUUAAGCCUGGGAAGGACCUGCCGGCUGACCUGAAGAGGCUGAGCGGCCGCUACGCUCAGCUGGGCUCUGAGGAGUGUGCCAUCGUGGAGUUUGAGGAGGUGGAGGCUGCUGUUAAAGCCAAUGAAGCUGUGGGGAGCGACGAUGAUGGGGCCAAUUUGCUAGGGUUGAAAGUGGUCCUGAUUGGCACCAAGCCGCCCAAGAAGAAGGUGCCCAAAGAACGACCACGUGAGGAGGGAGGGAUGCGCAAGAGUCGCUCGCUCAACAGCAGAAUACGGGAGCUUCAGUACCACGGGGACGACUCCGCCUGCAGCUCUUCAGAUACUGAGAGCAACCCCACAUCCCCAAGGCUUGCCAGGAAGUCCCAGUCCUGCAACAAGCUCAGCCCGACCACUGCCAGCAUCAUCAUCCAGAACAAUCACCUGAGUCCUGGAAUCUCCCCGCGUAACAGUCCGUGGUCCAGCCCCCGCGGCAGCCCCUGUCCCCAGCGCAAAUCCCCACACUCCCACAAGUCUCCCCUGGCCAGUGAGGGCAGACUGAGCCCUGAACCCGGGCGUCGCUGGGCAGACUACUCCUCAGACAGUAGCCUCACCCCUUCAGGGAGCCCAUGGGUUCAGCGGCGCAAGCAGGUGGCAUCUCAGGAGAGCAGCCCGGUCGGAAGCCCGAUGCUGGGCCGAAAGAUGCAGAACGCUGACGGCCUACCACCAGGCGUAAUGAGGCUGCCCAGGGGUCCCGAUGGAACCCGCGGCUUUCACUGUGUCGCUAUUGGCGAGAAGGGAAAGACUGCUGCUACUCAGACUUGAUGGGGAGAGUCCUUAUGCAUCCCCCCCCCCCCCCCCCCCUGCCCCCGGAAAACAACAUGAGAGAUUGGAAAUUCAAGCUGUUCUUAGCCACGUCGCUCAGCCCCCACCCCACAUUUGAGACUGUGUAGAUAUACUUUUGUUGAGUGCAUCAGUUUUCAGUAUUUGUUAUAUUUUUAUACGACGUUUUGAGUUACCAUGGUAACAUUAGUGGUUUACUAAUGGAAAUUUGAGUGAAUGUAAAUUGAUAUUGCUUUGAGAGAACACUUUGCAAACACCACGCUCCAUUGCUGUCAAACGUGAUUUAAAUGGGGUGGGAUUGAGAAGGAUUUUUUUUUUUUUGUGUGUCCCGUCAUGUGUGUAAAAGCUCCCACCAUUGGUGUGUCUAUGGAUGGUGUAUACAUGUGUACGUGCUGUAAGUGUCAUAGGGGCAUUGACCUGAUAGAGAUAUCACCAUAUGCCUUUUUCUGUAUUCGUCUACUGAGAGUUCCAUUUUUACAUGCUAUUUAAACUGAGACCAUAAUCACCCCACUGCCAUAAAGGUUGGAGAGGUAAAAGUGGACAUGAUAUUAUUUUUGUAGGUUUUAUUUAGCCUUUUUUAAUUUCUGUAUUUCAGUACGCUUUGGCACUUAGUUCGGAAGGAAGGGUCUCUUCUUGCCCCGUAAAUGUUAAUUUUUUUUGGCUGGCAGAUGCUUUAUUUAUUUUUUUAGCUUUAUUUGUAUUAUCAUUGUUUUCUGUGCAUAUCUGUUUCCAUUGGUCUAAGCUCACAGUGUGGUUUGAGGGAUGUUCGGGUCAGGCAGAACAGAGCAGAUGCUGACAUGUUCUUGCCUUCACAUCUGAGCUGGGGUAUUUGUACAAUGCAAUUCCUAUUGUACAAAUAAAUCACUAAAAUGCA
Messenger RNA from Platichthys flesus (European flounder), 3150 nucleotides. RefSeq names its product La ribonucleoprotein 6, translational regulator a (gene larp6a). The transcript is spliced from 3 exons. Gene Ontology annotation, biological process: RNA processing. Gene Ontology annotation, cellular component: nucleus. NCBI's taxonomy places the organism in Eukaryota, Metazoa, Chordata, Actinopteri, Pleuronectiformes, Pleuronectidae. The record is from RefSeq and is a predicted model, not a curated record. The coding region runs from base 135 to 2258 and encodes 707 amino acids. Gene Ontology annotation, molecular function: mRNA binding.